Molecule: messenger RNA, 1666 nt
Organism: Venturia canescens
Lineage: Eukaryota; Metazoa; Arthropoda; Insecta; Hymenoptera; Ichneumonidae
Product: extracellular sulfatase SULF-1 homolog
Exons: 2
Coding region: 411-857 (148 amino acids)
Molecular function (GO): glycosaminoglycan binding; N-acetylglucosamine-6-sulfatase activity
Source: RefSeq, a predicted model, not a curated record
UCUAGAAUUAUUCAAACAAUUUUGAAAACUAUCUAAAGUAACCUAUCAUUUUACUUGAUUCAAAGAAAACAUUUUGUAAAGAAGUCUGUAUAUUUGUAUUAUAAACCAAUGUAAUGUUAUAAUUAAUUUUUAAAAGAAUUUAUCGAGAAUUUAUAUAAGUCGUAUUUAAAUCUUUCCCGAAUCUAUAAACAUAAACAUUUGAGCCUAUAUAAAACGACGCAUCGACGAGUUGGACCCAUCAAUCGCUGAGAGUCACCGAACAAUCCACGUCAUCAAUAAAUCAAAUUUCGUGAGUAAUUUUUUAAAAGUCUUCCAACGUUAAUUGUGCGGAUUGUUAACUAAAAAAUCAUAAAAAGUGAAGUGUAAGAAUAUUCCAUAAUUAUAUUUUUUAUUCGAAUUUCUUAAAGAUCAUGCAAUCGUCAACCAACACCAUAACGGUUUCGAUCAACAUAUCGAAACCGUGGCUUUCGGCGUGCCCAAGAAUGCUUUUGGAGAGUAUCCUACGACGGGCGCUACGGCCAUACAUCGUAGCAGAUAACGAUGUUUCUGUGAAAAUCGCUGGGAUUGAGGCCCAAUUGAUCGAAGGAUAUCACGGUGAAUUUUGGUUUGUACCAAAUAAUUUCCUCAACGAGGAAAACGAUGAUGACGACGUCAUCGUAGUCAACAACGAAGACAGCGACGAAGACGAUGAUGACGACGACAUCGUAGUCAACAACGAAGACGGCAACGACAAUGUCAUCGUAGUCAAUGACGAAGACGAUGAUGACGACGUCAUCGUAGUCAAUAACGAAGACGACGACGAAGGAAUCGUGGUCAACGGUGAAGACAACAACGACGACGUAGUUGUACUCAAUUAAUAAUGUAUUAUCAACUGCGGAUGGCUCGUACCACGAUCGUCAUUAUCAUCAUGAUCAUGAUUAUGAUGAUCAUCAUCAUCGUCAUUCACAGAAUCAUCGAGAAAAAAAUAAAUAUAAAUGUUAUUACAGAGUAAUUUCUAUUACAGAGUAUUUUCUUGAAUAAACGAACGAUUUAUAAUUUCUUACGUUUUCUUUAUUUUCCGCUGACCUGCCUCACUGUGGCUGUUCGAUUGACGAUACGUUUCACAUUCUGACUCAGGAAAUAAUCAUAACUAAAAUAUAUCUAAUUUCGAAACCUGAUAAAAUUCGAAUGUGUUGGAAUUGAAGAAGUAAAAAAUUUUUCUCUCCAAAUUUUUCAAAAAUCCCAUCGUUUUACAGUAAUCUCAAUCAAUGUACUCGAGAUUCCGCUGAAAAAUAUAAAUGAAUAUAUCGAAAAAUCGAGGAGACAAAAUGUUUUAUCUCAACUCGCGACCCAGUUGAAAAAUCAAGCGAUUCAAAAUACCAACGUUUUUCCAAAACGAUGUAGCACCCGUAAUAAAAGUCGUAGAGACUUUUCAAAUACACCAAAGUAAAGCUAAAUGCCUUCUCCUCAAAAUACGCCUUGUUGCAUUGAAAUAUCUAAACCAGCGGCGCAAUAGUACUAAAAAGAAUAUGAGAACUUUAUCGAAAACUUUUCCCCGGUAAUAUAUGAGGCAUUCCAUGCGGUUUCGAACAGUCAAAAAGUUGACUUCUAACAAUUAAAAUUUUGUCAAAUUUCUUAAUUAUAUGAAAAAGAGACGUGUACAUUCUUUCAGAAUUUUUCGAUCCCA